Molecule: messenger RNA, 7588 nt
Organism: Esox lucius (northern pike)
Lineage: Eukaryota; Metazoa; Chordata; Actinopteri; Esociformes; Esocidae
Product: C-myc promoter-binding protein
Exons: 37
Coding region: 336-6356 (2006 amino acids)
Biological process (GO): regulation of Rab protein signal transduction
Cellular component (GO): cytoplasmic vesicle
Molecular function (GO): protein binding
Source: RefSeq, a predicted model, not a curated record
GUAUACUGGAACCGACGUCCGUGGCUUUAGAUCUGCCAUGUCAUUGAUUUAGUAGCAACUCAGCUUCUUUUAGCUAUUGCUUGUGUGUGCAUGUCAUAUGCCACAGGUUGCUGUCAGGGUAGUGGAAAAUCGUUGGCAUAAUGAACAUAGCGUCAUAUUCCAUGUGCGUGUACUGUGGUCUGGGAACAACGUAUGGGACCCGUUUUUAGAACCCCACCUGUGACUGAGGCGCGGGCACCUCAUGUCCUCUGGCGCGGCGCCCUGCACUAUGUCGUAAAGGCAAGCGGUCAGUGACCGACCAUAACCUUAUGCGGACGCCCCCCCAGUGAUGGGACAUGGAGGACCAGGGACCCCGUGUCGCAGACUAUUUCGUGGUGGCCGGCCUGACCGACUCCUCCACCCCUCUGGGCCAGGAGAUCCACUUCGACGAUGUCUGCCACAAGACAGCCAAGCCCAAACCGCCAAUCACAGACAUCGCCGUGGUGAUGCGCUCGCUCGGGGAAGAGGUGCCUCCUGGGUACAUUUGUGUGGACACCACGCCCUCAGGGCUGUCAGCUGACUUGAACAACGGAAGUCUCCUCGCGCCACAGAUAUUCCUGUGUUACAGACGGGGGCGGGACAAACCACCGCUCACAGACCUGGGAGUCCUGUACGAAUGGAAGGAGCGCCUAAAGCAGGGCUGCCACGUUGUCCAGACAACACCGUCUGGUCGCCCGGCCAACAUCAGCUCCACGUCCUCCCAGAGGAUCUACGUGACGUAUCGCCGCGCCACAGAGAGCCAGACCUACGCCGCCUUGGCCGUCACAGACGUCUGUGUCAUCAUCCCCGGCAAGGGAGAGACGCCCCCACACACCUUCUGCAAGGUCGACAAGAACCUCAACAGUAGUAUGUGGGGCUCCGCGGUCUACCUGUGUUACAAGAAGUCCGUGGCCAAAACACACACCAUAGCCUACAAAGCAGGUCUGUUCAGCCGGUAUCCUAUGGAGGACUAUGAGUCGUUCCCCCUCCCUGAGUCUGUGCCUCUGUUCUGCUUGCCCAUGGGGGCGUCCAUUGAGGCCUGGCCGGCACACACCAAAUACUCCCUCCCUGUGUUCUCCACGUUCGUCCUCACCGGAUCCUCUGGAGAGAAGGUGUAUGGGGCUGCAAUCCAGUUCUAUGAGCCCUACUCCCAGGAGUGCCUGACUGACCUACAGCGCUCUCAGCUGGGCCUGCUGGACCACAGGCUGUCUGCCGAGGCCACGUCCCUGGCCACGUCCCUGGCCACAUCCCCGGCCAUGUCCCCUUCCGGCCCGGCAGCUGGCCCCAGGUCCGUCCACGCCAACAAGUGCAUCUGUCUGCUGUCUCACUGGCCCUUCUUCGACGCCUUCCGCAAGUUCCUGACGUUUCUCUACCGAUACUCCAUCUCCGGACCCCACUCCUUGCCCAUCGAGAAGCACAUCUCCCACUUCAUGCAUAAGAUCCCUUUCCCCUCGUCUCAGAGGCCCAGGAUUCUAGUGCAGCUCUCACCUCACGACAGCCUGAUGUUGAGCCAGCCAGUUUCAUCCCCUCUGCCUCUCAGUGGUGGUCGGUUCUCCACGUUGCUGCAGAACCUGGGUCCGGAGAACGCUAUAACCUUGCUGGUGUUUGCAGUGACGGAACACAAGAUCCUGGUCCAUUCUUUACGCCCGGCUGUUCUGACCAGUGUCACUGAGGCUCUGGUGUCUAUGAUAUUUCCGUUCCACUGGCCGUGCCCAUACAUCCCUCUGUGUCCGCUGGCCUUGGCGGGCGUCCUCUCCGCCCCCUGCCCCUUCAUCGUGGGCGUCGACUCGCGCUACUUUGACCUUUACGACCCCCCGCUGGACGUCAGCUGUGUCGACCUCGACACAAACACCAUCUCCCACAUCGAAGACAAGAGGGCCCUGACGUGGAAGAUCCUGCCAAAGAAAGCGUGUAAAAACCUCAUGAAUGUGCUGAGCAAUCUCUACCAGCAGCUGGUGGAUGGUCAGCAGCGUCCUGAUGGCCUGUCAGACCUAAGUGUGAGUGACUGUGCAGAGCUGGCAUGUGGGAAGAGCCUCCACACCCUGGACAUGGAGAUACAGGAGGCCUUCCUGCGUUUCAUGGCCGCCAUCCUGAGAGGCUACCGCUCCUACCUGAGACCCAUCACGCAGGCGCCGUCCGAGAAGGCUACCGACGCAUCCUCUCUCUUCGACCUGCAAGGGUUUCUCAAGAGCCGGGACCGUUCCCACCAGAAGUUCUACUCUCUGAUGACGAAGACGCAGAUGUUCAUCCGGUUCAUCGAGGAGUGCUCCUUUGUCUCAGACAAAGACGCCAGCCUGGCCUUCUUCGACGACUGCGUGGACAAGCUCUAUAAUUCCGAGCGCAGUGCAGACAAAGGAGUUAAGGUGGACAGCGAUAGGCCAGAUGAGACCAGGCUGAUAGAGAUCGACGAAUCACAGCGCAGCGAGCACACAGUUUUCAUCACGCCGCCAGAACUUCCUCCUCUGGCCGAAGGAGAGGAGUACCCUCUCUGCUACAGCUACUCAGGGUUCCCAGUGUUGAACGUGGAUCUGUUUGACCCCAUAGAGGGUCUCCAGACCAAAGCCUCUCGCCUGGCCUCCCGUCAGAGCUGUCCCACCAGCCCCGCACCCAUGUUCAGACGCACCAAACAGGAGAUCAAGCUGUCCCAGAAGACAUCAAAGAGGUACUCGGCCGUGCCCCAGAUGUGGUCCAAGUGUCUUCUGCGCCACUGCUACGGCCUGUGGUUCAUCUGCCUCCCGGCCUACGUCAAGGUGUGCCACUCCAAGGUGCGGGCGCUGCGCACCGCCUAUGACGUCCUGCGGAAGAUGCAGGCCAAGAAGCUUCAGCCCCCCGAUGAGGUGUGUUACCGGGUCCUGAUGCAGCUGUGCGGUCAGUACGGCCAGCCAGUGCUGGCGGUCCGGGUUCUGUUCGAGAUGAAGAAGGCUGGCGUCCAGCCCAAUGCCAUCACCUACGGAUACUACAACAAGGCCGUGUUGGAGUCUACGUGGCCCUCCAGCACCAGAGGAGGUUACUUCCUGUGGAUGAAGCUGAGGAACGUUGUUAUGGGUGUGGCUCAGUUCAGGCAGGGUCUACGGAAACAUCUGGCUCCGCCCACACAGAGCCCUCUGUCAGAUGGCAGCGACCUGGAUGCGGUGAGUCACGGUAGCCUGGAUAGCUCUGCGGAUGCUAACACGGCCGAGCAUGGCCCCUUCGCCCCUGACACCAUCAUCGUGGACCCCACUGACGACAGGCAUAGCACAGUCAGCCAAGGAGAUGGGGGCUGGGGCGGUGUGGGGUCAGACAGCCAAUCGGGUCACUCACACUGGGGGGGUUCUGACCUCCACUCCCCCCGCCACUCAGGCGAUCAGUCAGACCUGGGCUAUAACUCUCUGUCUAAAGAGGAGGUGCGUAGAGGAGAGCCCGCCCAGACGGAGAGGGACAGCAAGAAGGAGAGUGACUGUAGCUCCUUGUCAGAGACAGAGAGUGCCAAGGGCAGCGGGGACUGUCUACCCCACCUGGACUUCCCAGAGGCCAACGGCCCAUUCAGACGGCAUAAUUCAGGCAUCGUCCGGGGCAACUAUCCCUACGACGAUGAAGCCUGUGAGCCCAAGGGUUCCACCAGCACAGAUCAUGUAGCAGGUCUCCUGUUCACCUCAUCUCUGGAGGAGAUCGGUGUUGUUCAGGCCAACAGUCUGAGGAGGAAACACCUUGGUGUACUGGAGGAAGGAGCUGACAACAGUAGCCGGGGAGGAGGUGGCCUGGACUGGCAGCGUGUGAGGGAUCUCCGGCUGAGUGGAGACCACAGGGUCGGCGGCGGCAUGGCGUUCCCGGGACCCGGUCCGGAAGAGGCCGACCCUGCCAGGAUCCUGAAUGGGACCGGUUUCAGUCAGAACAACAGGCCUCAAACCUUACCGCUGGGAAGGUCAAGGGGGGCUGCCGUGGCGACGGGUCGUAACACCAGGGGCUGCAGGUGUAGAGGGAGUCCAGAGGAGGGAGGAGAAGGUGAGGGGAGGCACUCGAGUGAUGAGGAUAAGAACACAGACGCCAUCUUUGAUUUGGAGGACCUGGACCUCGAUAGACCAACCACAGAGAGCGUUUCUAAAACCGGCCAAUCACGGAAAAGGACGGUGCAACGCAGCUCCAGCUAUGGUGGCGUGGGCUCCGCCUCGCGUGGAACCGUUAAGCGUACGGGCAUCGAGAUGGGCUACGAUCCGCUCUCCCUAAUGGCGGCCAAGUCCGACUCCCGGCAGAGUCAGAGGAACGGGGAGGACAGGCAGGAAAUAGAGACAGACGAGGCUGUGACCCCAACUGCCCGCCGCCGAGACCAUCUGGCCAGGGAGAUCGAAAUGUACAUGAACCACAUGGGGUCACCUGUUAGCAGCCGCACCCCUAGUAUGGACCUCCAGGACCCCUCCAGUCCCCUGUUUCUCCACCCACCUCCCCCACUCAUCGCCACCCCCAGACGGGCUAGCCUCCCACACAGCUCCCCCCUGAGGGCAGGAGGGGUGCCACGUUCCAGGACCUACCACGCCCCCUCGCCCUCCCAGCCCGCAAGACAGAGGCUUUGGUCCUCUCCCUCGUGCCCCAACUCAACACCAAGCCCUCGCCCCAGCCCGUGCCGAGAGAGGGACAGAGACCUGGAUUUGGUGUCACCCUCUCCCUCCUCCUCAUCCUCUUUUGCCCUGGACCAGCUCCUCACACCCACCCUGGAUGUGUUCAGGAGUAGCGUGUUCUCCGCAGGGAAGGGUGUAGCUGAGAAGGCCAGUCAGUGGUAUUCCCGCCUCGCCACCUCCUACAACACGCCCACCAAGGAUGGUAACAGUGACCGGCUGAGUGUGUCCUCCCUGGGCAUGGACCCUGACUGCUCCUCCCUGUUGGACCUGGAGGAGGAGGUUCUGAUGGAUCCAGAGGGCUCCAACGCCUCCCCUCAGAAGAAGUGCCCCGGGCCCCAUCGGAGCCCCAGAAGAAGCCUACCCAGACCCAGCCCCGUGCGGACCAGAAUGGACAGUCCCACGCUCAGACAGCAGGGCUUCCCUUUUCCAGACCCGUCAGACUUGGGUUCGUCUCGCUACACCAGCAGCACCAGUAUUUUCCAGAACUGUGCCAUGGAGCUGCUCAUCUCCAGUUGUUCUCGGUGUAAGACUUGUGACUGUCUGGUUUACGAUGAGGAGAUCAUGGCAGGAUGGACAGCAGACGACUCCAACCUCAACACCAUCUGUCCCUUCUGUGGAAACCCUUUCCUACCUUUCCUUAAUGUGGAGAUCAGAGACCUACGGGGUCCGGGAAGGUUUUUCCUGAAGAGCAGUCUGUCUGCAGAUGAGGCUGUAUCGUCAUCCUACUCUGUGUCCACCGGUCUGGACACCGAGACAUCGAGCGUGUCAACUCCCUGUCCAACCACAAUCCUGUCCCCGCCCUCCCCCAGGACCAACAGGGCCCAGUGUAUUGAGAUACCUCCAGAGCGCCGCCAGGGGGCGCUGUCCCCGGGAUCAGCCAUGGUUCGCAGUGUCAGCGUCUUUAACCCCAUGGAGGAACCGCCCAGAAUCAACCCCUCCACUGGCUCCCUGCCCAGCCGACUCAACGAGGCCACCGACCCACAGAGCGUGGACAUGGACUGGCGUCUCCACCACCCCGACCCGGUGACCGUGCCCUACCUGAGCCCCCUGGUUCUGUGGAAGGAGCUGGAGUCCCUGCUGGAGAACGAGGGAGACCCCGUCAUCACAGCUUCGGACAUGGUGGACCACCACCCCAUCAUCUACUGGAACCUGGUCUGGUACUUCAGACGGCUGGACCUGCCCAGCAACCUGCCAGGCCUCAUACUGACCUCAGAGCACUGCAACAGGGGAUCGACGGUCCCUAUCCAGUGGUUGUCAGAAGACAGUAAACACGUGUUGAUCCAGAUUCUAUGGGACAACCUGAAGCUGCACCAAGACCCAGUUCAACCCUUCUACAUUCUCUGGAACACACACAGGCUUAAUUGUGCUCUGUUUUUAGACAGUGUGGGUUACCCAUUGUGUCGUCCUGUGAGCGAGGCUGAGCGUCCGUUUGGGGAGGAUCUACUUCAAAGCGUGGUGAAGAGCAUCCAGAGGAAUGACGUUUCCCGGCCAAUGGGACAACUUCUCACACUGCUGGGGCAGAGCCUGGGGACCAAGAGGCAAAGGAGUUUGUACAGAGAUAUUCUGUUCCUGUCACUAGUGGCGCUCGGAAAGGAUAACAUUGACAUCGAUGCUUUUGACCGAGAAUACAAGAUGGCGUACGACCGUCUCAGCCCCAACCUGGUGAAGCUGACGCGCAACUGUGACCGACCGCCCAGCACUGGCGUGAUGGAGUGCCGCAAGACGUUCGGAGAGCCCUACCUCUGAACUCUUUUCCGACCGCUGACCUUUCACCUCCGACCCCUCAGCCUGUGAACACCUGUGAAUGUUAUACCAGGAGCCCUCCUGGGGAGGGAUUGAUGGGGGGGGGGGGGGCAUUGAGGAUGGAGGAAACGAGACGUGCUCAGGAAGCCCUUAGGAAACACUUGGCAGAUGGGAGUUUCUAAACCAUAAGGUUCUUGCUGGGGUCAUCUCCGUAACCUGUGAGGAAAGUGACGGGGGUUGGCUGGAACACCAAGGAGUGCUGUUAACUAGACUCUCUCGGGAAAAAGGGAUUUUUAAUCUCAUCACUUCUUGGAUGUGGAAGUAACUGCCGAAGUUGGGCUAGAUGUUGGAGUUCUCUUUAUUUUGGUAGCUACCUGUAUCAUAGUGAUUGACCUAAUGGUUUCUCACACAGAAACUGUCCCAUUUCGGGGUACUUAUGUUUUAGAGAAGUCCUGUACAAAUUAUUGUACAUUGUAAACAAAUGCAGAGGGUGCUGUACAUACAACAUAAUAGCAGAAACUUUUUAAAAACAUUUGUAUCAUAUUAUGAUAUAUGGAGACUAAUAUGAGCAAUAUUUUACCUAACUUGAAUUCUAUUUAUACAAGGAAAGUAUUUUAUUUAUUUUUUUUCCGCUUGAUAUGGUGUUCCUGUUAGUUAGAGCAUCCUCUCCUUCUGUGGUUCAUGGGAUAAGUCACCUUCAUGGGGUUAGUCACCUUCAUGGGGUUAGUCACCUUCAUGGGGUUAGUCACCUUCAUGGGGUUAGUCACCUUCAUGGGGUUAGUCAAAGGGUUCAUCCCAGGCUGAUCAUAAGGCUGCAGCAAUCGCCUGCCUCUGAUUCUUUCUUCGACCAAAGCUUUGUCCAGUGAGCAGGUAAUAGUAUUGCUGAAUCAGUUACUCUUCCCCAAGUAAUUACAAAACAGACAUCUGCUGUAGUUUUGACCUAAAAGGAACUCUGAAGUCUUUUGCACAACAUGCCGUCACAUGUGGGUGCUUGAUAUACAGUGUGGUCCGUAAGUAUUUGGAAAGUGACACAGUUUUUGUUAUUUUGGCUUCCUACCCCAGCAGUUUGGAUUUCCAGUGGUACGGUGAUGAUGGGGUCAAAGCACAGACUGUGGAGGGUUUUCAUCCAGAUCAUAUUAAUCACUUUGAAGUUACAGCAUGUUUAAUACAUAGUAGCAUCACCAGGGAGGAUACCCAGUACAGGCCUGGCAGAGCAUCACCAGGGAAGAUACCCA